Molecule: messenger RNA, 987 nt
Organism: Chinchilla lanigera (long-tailed chinchilla)
Lineage: Eukaryota; Metazoa; Chordata; Mammalia; Rodentia; Chinchillidae
Product: chromosome unknown open reading frame, human C11orf58
Exons: 6
Coding region: 128-730 (200 amino acids)
Source: RefSeq, a predicted model, not a curated record
CUGUGGCGGAGAAGGCCCGAGGGGCUCUGCGUUCUGGAGCGGCGUUGCUGGGGCUGGUGGCUGCUGGUGCCUAGCCUGAGGAGAACCGCGAGCUUGUUCAGUAUAUCCUGCCGGGAUCCCAGCCACGAUGAGCGCUGCCAGGGAGUCUCACCCGCACGGGGUGAAGCGUUCAGCUUCCCCAGACGACGAUCUUGGAUCUAGCAAUUGGGAGGCAGCAGACUUGGGCAGUGAAGAGAGAAAACAAAAGUUCCUCAGACUUAUGGGUGCAGGAAAGAAGGAACACACUGGUCGUCUUGUUAUAGGAGAUCACAAAUCAACAUCACAUUUCCGAACAGGGGAAGAAGACAAGAAAAUUAAUGACGAACUGGAGUCUCAAUAUCAGCAGAGUAUGGACAGUAAAUUAUCAGGAAGAUAUCGACGACAUUGUGGACUUGGCUUCAGUGAGGUAGAAGAUCAUGAUGGAGAAGGUGAUGUGGCAGCAGAUGAUGAUGAUGACGAUGAUGACGAUUCACCUGAUCCCGAAAGUCCAGAUGAUUCUGAAAGUGAUUCAGAGUCAGAAAAAGAAGAAUCUGCUGAGGAACUCCAAGCUACUGAGCACCCUGAUGAAGUGGAAGAUCCCAAAACCAAAAAAGAUGCAAAAGCUUUUCUCCCACUGGAGGAAGGAAAGGCAAGACCUCUCAGCCGUCCCCAAACUUCUGCCACGGAUGACACAGCACAGAAGCCCCAAUAGUUACUGGCACUAUCCUCUUGGACUUGCCAGUCUCCAGAACUGUAAGAAAAAUUUGUUUCAGUGCUGGGUAUUGAACCUAAGACCUUAAACAUGCUGGGCAAGCACUCCCACUGAGCUGCACCCCCAGAGCUCUUUGUCCAUUAGUCUAUGCAUUCUGUUACCAUGGUAGAAAGCAGACUAACACAGGCGGUUUCCCUCAGAACUGGUAGAGAACUAAAUUGUUGGCUGAUUAAAGAAUAAAUUUUGAUGAAAAAUCA